Suillus clintonianus is the source of this 318-nucleotide messenger RNA. RefSeq lists its product as uncharacterized. Gene Ontology annotation, molecular function: ATP binding; protein kinase activity. The coding region runs from base 1 to 318 and encodes 105 amino acids. Gene Ontology annotation, biological process: protein phosphorylation. The transcript is spliced from 4 exons. The record is from RefSeq and is a predicted model, not a curated record. NCBI's taxonomy places the organism in Eukaryota, Fungi, Basidiomycota, Agaricomycetes, Boletales, Suillaceae.
AUGCCAUUCAUAGGAGUCGUAGAAAAGGACUGUAGGUUGUGGCUCGUUUCAAAAUUCAUGUACGGUGGUAAUGUGGAGUAUACGGGCAGGGAGAACUGCGAUCUUCGUCAUCUAGCAGAAAGAGCUGCAAAAGGCCUUUCCUAUUUACAUGCUCUCGAUCCGCCCAUCGUCCAUGGUGAUAUCAAGGGAUUCAAUGUCUUGGCCGACAAAAUCUCGAGGUCUGAUGAUAAUUGGACUCUACCAACGUCGGCCGCCGAGACAUUUAAUUGGAUUGCUCCAGAGCUUAUCUUUUUGGAAAUUCGGAGACCAUACGCUUGA